AAAAGAGCUUCAGACAUGAUCCAAGAGAGUGAGCAGGGAAAAAGAAACCGGGACAUGAAUUAACAAUAUAAUCAAAAAAGAAGGAGAGAAAGCACAGGCUUGUGAACUGAAACUCUGGGUUUUUAUCUCAGGGAACAUUGAAAAUGACCGGCACCUUACCAGAGUUCCUCAGAGAAUACCUGGCUAACCGCCAGAUUCACAAAAAUCGUUUGGUGACCAAAAAUGGCCACUGCAACAUUGCAUAUGGCAGUGUGAAACAAAGCCAUUUUUUUGUCCACUUCCUAGAUUUCUGGACCACCUUAAUGGAAAUGCGCUGGCGUUUUGUCAUCUUUCUCUUUGGAGCCUCCUUAGUGUUUGGCUGGUUCAUCUUUGGACUAUUCUGGUAUUGGGCUGCAUUUGCUAAUGGUGACCUAACCUGGCAAAACCCACCUGCUGGCCAUAAAUAUUGUGUAGAAAAUCUUUUUGAUAUGAAAGGUGCCUUCCUUCAGUCUAUAGAGACUCAGAUGUCAAUUGGUUAUGGUUAUCGACUCAUCACCCCAUAUUGCCGUAGCGCCAUGACCAUUUUCACAAUUCAGUGUGUCUUUGGGACAGUGAUUAUCUGCUUUUGGUGUGGGGUGAUUAUGACUAAAGUUGCCCGAGGCAAAAAAAGGUCCAGAACCAUCAGUUUUAGCAAGAUGGCAGUUAUAUCUUCUCAAAAGGGCAGUCUCUGUUUACAGAUACGAGUGGCCAAUAUGCGCAAAUCUCUGAUGGUUGGGAGCCAGAUCUAUGGCAAACUUCUUAAGACAACCGUCACUCCUGAAGGUGAGACCAUUAUAAUGGACCAGAUCAGGAUAGAUUUCAUUGUAGAUGCUGGAAAGGACAAUCUUUUCUUUGUCUGCCCUUUGACCCUGUACCACAUCAUUGAUGAAUCAAGCCCAUUUUUCCAAAUGACAGUAGACACUCUUCACCAGCAGGAGUUUGAGUUAGUGGUGUUUCUCGAUGGCACUGCCGAGUCCACCAGCUCCUCAUGCCAGGUCAGAACUUCCUACCUACCUAAAGAGAUCAUGUGGGGCUAUGAGUUCCUACCUAUCAUCUCCCGCAGCAAAGAGGGAAAGUUUCAUAUAGAUUUCUCCAACUUUGCCAAAGUGGUUCCUGUAGCUACACCACCUUGUGCUAGUCAGUUUGUCAAAUCUCCAGACGGCUUUCACGAUACUCAGACUGAUGGUCACAGGUUUCAAGAGAUGGAAGACCAGUUCUGUGCUACCAGUUUGUAAUGCAUGUAAGUGUUGUUUAAAUAUUUGCAUUUACCUUAAGGGUGAAAGCUUGUUAUGUUCAUUCCAAAAUCUUAAGCCUUUAUGUCUGAUUUCACUGCAAUUCAGAAAUGUGAUUUUGAUUAUUUCUAAUCAUAAAUAUUGCAUUCAGUAGACCUAUAAGAAAUGUGGCUGUCUAUGAAGAAUAAUGUGUGCAGAGUACCUUUGUCACCUCACAGAUCCAGGGUCCCAGCGUGGUAUGUGGACUGCCUGCUUUACAUCUGAAAUAGUGUGUGAAUGCAUGUGUUCAUUGUCCCUGCCAAUGGACUGCUGUCCCAUCCAGUGUGUGUUCCUGGCAUACAUCCAGUGUUCCCAGGAUUGGCUCUAGUUUCAUUGUGACUGUAAAAUGAAUGAAUGAAUGAAUGAAUGAAUGACUUGAUGUCAUCACUCAAUUGGUUCUGAUAUGUGCAUCAUGCAUCAUACUUCCCAUGAAUGUACCCAUAUGAGAACCUUCACUAAACUUUUGACACAAUAUUGAGAGAAACAGGUGUAUUGAAUGCCUUUGUAUGUUGUAGCAUUGCAGUUUCCUUUCACGCGAACUACAUAGCCCAGCAUGACAAUGUCCCUGUGCAUUAAUCACAGAGCUGCAAGAAGAAAUGGUUUGCCAAAGUUGGUGUGGAAGAACUUGAAUGUCCUGCACAGAGCCCUGAAUCUGACUCAACCACAUUUAACACCGUUGGGAUGAAAUGGAACACUGACAGCACCCUAGACGUCCUCACCCACUAUCUUUGUCUGAUGAUGCUCUUGCAGCUGAAUGACAGCUACGCUCCAACAUCUAGUGGAAAGCCUUCCCGAAAGAGUGGAGGAUAUUAUAAGAGCAAAAAGAGACUCAAUCUGGAAAAGGGAUGUUCAACAAGCAUUAAACUGAAGAACAAUUAAGGAAUAAUUGAAUCACAUUAUUUCUGUAAAACACACUGUACGUUAAUAUUAUGAAUAUUCAUUGUCCAAAAGCUUAAAGCUCCAGCACUGACUUGAACUAAAAUAAGUUUUAAAAAUUAUAAAUAUAAGAUAAAUUUAUUCAGCAGAUAUACUAAGACUUGGCUGCACUUUUGUUGUGCGUUAUCUCAAAUAAUCAUCAUAGUGUUUAUAUAAUGUUUCAUUAUUAAUUGUUAAAAUGUUUAAUUAUAUGUUAAAGAUGAGCUACUAAAAUGAUGAGCUGAAUGAAAAUCUGUGACACUGUAUGCGUUCGAGGUUUAUAAGGCUUUUUAUACUUUAUUUUAUUUUAUCUUGAUAGUUGUAAUAAGUUACACACAUCUAGUAAGCUAGUUUUGUAGUUUAUUUGUAAUCCUGGCUGAAUAGUGCAUACUUUGAAUAAAUAGUUGAUCUUAAGGAUAUUUGUAUUCUCUGCUCAGCCAGAAGAGGGCAGAACAGGUAAAGCAAAAUCAAUCUGUUAGAACUUGUGACUUAAUACAUUUAUAUAUGUUUUCAAAAAACUUUAUUAGACCUGAGCUUAAUGAGAAAAGACCCUUGAAAUAAACUGCCAUUUUA
Tachysurus vachellii is the source of this 2777-nucleotide messenger RNA. Its product is annotated as ATP-sensitive inward rectifier potassium channel 1-like. Gene Ontology annotation, molecular function: ATP-activated inward rectifier potassium channel activity. The coding region runs from base 144 to 1253 and encodes 369 amino acids. Gene Ontology annotation, biological process: potassium ion import across plasma membrane; regulation of monoatomic ion transmembrane transport. The record is from RefSeq and is a predicted model, not a curated record. The transcript has 2 exons. NCBI's taxonomy places the organism in Eukaryota, Metazoa, Chordata, Actinopteri, Siluriformes, Bagridae. Gene Ontology annotation, cellular component: plasma membrane.